This is a messenger RNA of Owenia fusiformis, 1568 nucleotides long. NCBI's taxonomy places the organism in Eukaryota, Metazoa, Annelida, Polychaeta, Sabellida, Oweniidae. The record is from the annotation of a GenBank genome assembly.
GUCAAGUCUUUCCAACGGCGCUAUGAGUGAAACUAGUCCACCUCGGACAUAUUUGUUAAGUCUGCUUCUUUUAUCGUAUGCGAGUCUUAGUUAUGAAUCUUCUGCACAACUUCAAAAUACUGGCUGUUCUGGAGGAGAGUUCAGCGGGGAUAAUACCAACCCAUGCAUCUAUUACCAGUGUGUCCAUGGGGGAAUGGUGCAGAAGCGCUGCGCCCCAGGCACAGGUGUGGUGAGGGGUUUUAGGGGGAGCUCCAACCCAUGUGUCGAGAGAAAUGAUCAGUGCAAGGGCACUACAAAUAGUCAAACCUCUGGUUCACAGAACACAGGUUACGGCAGACAGCAAAAUAACGCUCGUCAAAAUUCUGUAUACCAAAACUCACAGAAUAUGGUGAAUAAUAAUAUGGGCUAUGGACAGUCCAGUGGGAAAUAUCAACAGCGUAGUAAUACCAACCAGAUGGGAUCACAACAAAGCUACUCACAGAAUCGAAUACAGUCACAACGUAAUUCAUACCAGCAGAUGCAACCAAUGCAGCGACAGACACACAGUUACCCUCCGGCUGUUCACAGCCAGCCCCCAAGUCCAGUGCAAAAGCCUUCUUUACCCCCAGCCCCCAUUGUGAUGAAGGUAUAUGUACCCACACCCGUACAUGUUCCAGGUCCGAUUCAAGUUCACCAGAAGACCGUCAAAGUUGCCGUGCCAGUGCCCGUACCUUUCCCGGUGCCCGUUCCUGUACCUGUUCCAGCAACACCUGCACCAGGGACACCUGCUCCGGAUGGACUACCUUUUGGAUUUGUCUUUAUGGCCAUGAACACCCAUAUCUUGGGAGGGACGAGGUUCGGAGCGAUUGGUCAGUACAACAGGACGGAAUGCAUAGAGGCGUGUAGGAUGGAGCCGACAUGCUUAGCCGUGGACUACAACUUGGUGGACAGUAGUUGCUGGUUCCACACACAGGCGACAGCAUGCAACGAUCUUGUGCCUAAAGCGGAUUGCAAACAUUACAAGAAAAUAAACUGUGCUAGUGUUACAGCCGCCCCUAUUACAGCGGCACCCGUAACUCAAGCGCCAGUUCCCACCACUGCAAUACCAACACAGGCCCCAAUAACUCAAGCUCCUAUAACACAGGCUCCCAUAACACAGGCUCCAGUAACACAGGCUCCAGUAACCCAGGCUCCGAUUACCCCCAUGCCUCCAACUGGGAACAGACCGGCACCAGUUGGAAUGUUUAUGCCCGGGAACCUUCCCGGACCUACAAUGAUACCAGCGUCUGCGUUAGCCUACCCUGCAACGCAGAUCAUGAAUGGGGAGUUCAGGUUCGCCGGUAUGACGGUAGAGGCGUGUUUUGAUGCUUGCUAUAAUGAUGUUACUUGUUUGGGCACUGACUGGAACUCUAACGAUGGCAGUUGUUGGAUUCACAGAGAGGACACGAUAUGCCUCGCAUUGGAAGAAAAUAAGGCAGUAUACCAUAUAAAAAAGAUGAUGUGUCCUUCGCCAUAUCCUGCACCCUUAUAACCUUCUUACUGGCCCAUUGAUAUGGAAGGACUAUAUGGUUCGCACCGGGGAUCACGCA